Molecule: messenger RNA, 1199 nt
Organism: Jaminaea rosea
Lineage: Eukaryota; Fungi; Basidiomycota; Exobasidiomycetes; Microstromatales
Exons: 3
Coding region: 145-861 (238 amino acids)
Source: RefSeq, a predicted model, not a curated record
UCUUUCGCUGUCACCUGCUGUCGUCCUAUCACUAUCACUGUCGCUUUUCCCUUGCCUUUUGUCCUCCCACUGCUCCUCUGAAUACAAGUCAGAGCAAACUCAUCAAGUAGCCGCCUGGUUUGCGCCUACAUUCGAAACGACCUGAUGGUCCUCGCUUUUAAGAUACACGCAAUGCUACGCCUCUUCAUCCUCGCAUCGGCUGUUCCAAUCCUUAUCACAGCCGCCUGGAUCCCGCAGCGUGAUGCUUUGGACGCUCCGGCCCACUUUGGCUUUCCCGGCGGGUCGACGUCCUCGCUGUACCGUCGCUUGACAACGCGCUGCCGAGUCACUCCUGAGGGACAGCCAUGGGACGACACGCUCCUCAUUGCCGCUCGUUCCACCGAGCCACGGGACAAUACGUCGGCGACAUCGGAGCUGCUGACGGCGGGUUCCAACAACUUCACAGGCAAGCCUGUCCAGCAGAUGCCGUCUUUUCAAUACGUAGAAGCAGACUUUGUCCCGCCUCUGUGCUUGAAUGUCAAGUUCGUCUGCUACUUCUUGCAGUCGGGAGUCUGGCGAGAUGCCGGUCCCUUCCCUCAGCAAGCCUUCCUUCGCGGUGACAACACAACGGUCCUCGUCUAUCCGUACUACAAGCCCGCCGUCCAUUUCAGCGGCACAGCUGGAGGCUCAGGUCUCAUCUACGCCGCUCACGGCUGCAUCCUGUUCUGCGGAUAUGGCAAGAUGUGGAUGGAGUCCAACUACACGCGGCAGACCGCACUGGGCGUCCCUGGCGAGAAUCAGCCUUACUGCGCCGUUGACUGGACACGCUGGGAUAACAUUUGGGUCUACAAUCUCGAAGAGAGCGCCGAAGGAGAUCAGUAGCUGCGCUGAGCUUUGCCCUUGCUGGUCAGGAACGAUUGCUUGCAAAUUGCUUGAGAGGGGUAUGGACUGUCAAUAUGCUACUGUGAACAAUCUUCGAUGCUGCUCCGUCACCGUCGUGCCUUGCAGAUGUCUUCGACCCCUCGCUCAGCCGCCAUGAAUGCGCCGGCCAGAUAUCCUGUGAAUUCCGGGCUCGCCUCGCUGACGAUAAGUCGCACUUUUCCUUCCAACGACGACCCCUCGAUCGUGUACGAAGGACCUGGCCCUCGCCCGCCAUCCACCCUGGCAUCAGCCUCGGUAGCAAUGAAUGGGUCGCGCGACCAAUCCUUGAUGUAGUCUGC